Nelumbo nucifera (sacred lotus) is the source of this 1546-nucleotide messenger RNA. RefSeq lists its product as uncharacterized. Gene Ontology annotation, molecular function: prostaglandin-E synthase activity. The record is from RefSeq and is a predicted model, not a curated record. Gene Ontology annotation, cellular component: mitochondrion. NCBI's taxonomy places the organism in Eukaryota, Viridiplantae, Streptophyta, Magnoliopsida, Proteales, Nelumbonaceae.
GCAUCAUUCAUUACGUUAUUUCGACAUUUCAGCUAAAUAGGUCCCCCCGGAAGCCCGGAAGUCCAAAAAUCGGAACCGACAUAAACUGUGUUCUUAGCGGGUAGCUCUUUCCUUGAGUCUCUGAAUCAGAGCUGAUUGAGGGAUUGAUCUGCAGAUUCUGCAUUUGUGACUCGACGCAUUCUGUUUGUUUCUCUGUUGACAUUGCGAUACAAUGAGAAGGGCUCAGAGUCUGACCUCUUAUGUAGUCGGACGAGCCCUGGUUCCAGCCCAUGAGGCCUGGGGCGCCACCUCCUCUUCCUCUGCCACUGCAGGCGUUCAACACAGGCUUCUCCAGGCGUCUCUGUACAACAGUAGUAGCAACUCAUCUGGUCCCUCGAGGUUGUUCUCGCAAAGCAUAGCCGCCUGCCUCGGGCGAUCCACUCGAGCCAUAUCUCUCGGCCUUGCCGGAGCUGUCUCAUUCUCUGUCGCUGCUUCUGCAGUCGUACCGGAGGUGUACGCCAAAGAACAACUCUCAUCUGGGUUCCGUCCCAAGGACGUUGUCCUUUACCAAUAUGAAGCUUGCCCUUUCUGCAACAAGGUCAAAGCAUUUUUGGACUAUCACGACAUACCAUACAAAGUUGUGGAGGUGAACCCCCUCAAUAAGAAAGAGAUCAAAUGGUCGGAUUAUAAGAAGGUGCCCAUAUUGACAGUUGAUAGCGAGCAGCUGGUUGAUUCAUCAGAUAUAAUUGACAAAUUGGCCCAUAAGAUUGACCCCCAGAAGUCUGUUAGUUCUCUUCCUGAUGACGAUGAAGAGAAAAAAUGGCGCAGGUGGGUUGAUAAUCACUUGGUGCAUAUCUUGUCACCAAAUAUAUACAGGACUACUUCUGAGGCCCUUGAGUCCUUUGACUAUAUCACAAGCAAUGGAAAUUUCAGCUUCACAGAAAGAUUGUCAGUUAAAUAUGCAGGAGCUGCAGCUAUGUACUUUGUUUCUAAGAAUCUGAAGAAGAAAUAUAACAUAACUGAUGAACGUGCAGCAUUAUAUGAAGCUGCUGAAACAUGGGUGGAUGCUUUAGAUGGCCGGGAUUUUCUUGGGGGUUCCAAACCUAAUUUAGCAGAUCUUGCCGUCUUUGGUGUCCUAAGACCCAUCAGACACUUGAGGUCAGGUAGAGAUAUGAUGGAGAAUACACGCAUUGGUGAUUGGUAUACAAAAAUGGAAGAAACUGUUGGAGAGUCUUCAAGGAUAAAUGCCUGAUUAGAGAAUCUUCCCAUUGAAUCCAUGGUUGUGUCAUUUGUUCCAACUUUGAGUAGCAUUAAUGGUGUUCUCUUAAGAUCCCCAGAACAGGGGAAUAAAGAAAUUUUGUUCUCUCUCUUCCUCUCUCUCUCUCUCUCCCCCCCCCAAUAAAACAAAUGUUUCGAUUGAUUGAUUGGGGUAAUUUUUUUCCUAGAUAUGUUUUAAGUUGUGCUAUAACAAUUUAUUACUCGACAAUAUGUUCUAACUUGUUUGAAUUUCUUACGUUAUGUUUUGGGACAUAAGUGGUUGGUGGAAUAAAUAUUUAUUCAACGAGUA